This is a messenger RNA of Nipponia nippon (crested ibis), 1569 nucleotides long. Lineage: Eukaryota; Metazoa; Chordata; Aves; Pelecaniformes; Threskiornithidae. The record is from RefSeq and is a predicted model, not a curated record.
AUGCCGCUGUGCCCGAAGCCUCCUGGCCUCUCGUCACCCAGACUGACUCGCUGUGACGCCACGGCUUCCUGCCACCGUGCUGCGCAGGCCAGGGAGGCUCUGCGGAAGAUCAUCACCACCCUGGCCGUGAAGAAUGAGGAAAUCCAGAACUUCAUCUACUCCCUCAAGCAGAUGAUGCAGAAUGUGGAGGCCAACUCGUCGCGGGCGCAGGAGGACCUGGAGGGCGAGUUCCAGUCGCUGUACGCACUGCUGGACGAGCUGAAGGAUGAGAUGCUGAUGAAGAUCAAGCAAGACCGCGCCAGCCGCACCUACGAGCUGCAGGCCCAGCUGGCGGCGUGCGCCAAGGCCCUGGAGAGCUCGGAGGAGCUGCUGGAGGCGGCCAACCAGGCCCUGGGGACGGCCAACCACCACGACUUCCCCCAGGCUGCCAAACAGAUCAAGGAUAGCGUGACGAUGGCACCCGCCUUCCGCCUCUCGCUCAAGGCCAAGGUGAGCGACAACAUGAGCCACCUGAUGGUGGAUUUUGCCCAGGAACGCCGCCUGCUCCAGGCCCUCGCCUUCCUGCCAGUGCCCAGCACCCCCGAGAUCGACCUGGCGGAGUCGCUGGUGGCUGAUAACUGUGUGACGCUGGCCUGGAGGAUGCCCGACGAGGACAGCAAGAUUGACCACUACGUGCUGGAGUACCGCAAGACCAACUUCGAGGGGCCGCCCCGCGCCAAGGAGGACCAGCCCUGGAUGGUGGUCGAGGGCAUCAAGGGCACCGAGUACACCCUCUCUGGGCUGAAGUUUGACAUGAAGUACAUGAAUUUUCGGGUACGGGCAUGUAACAAGGCUGUGGCGGGCGAGUUCUCUGAGCCAGUCACUUUGGAAACAAGAGCGUUCAUGUUUCGGCUGGACGCCAGCACGUGCCACCAGAACCUGCGGGUAGAAGAGCUCAGCGUGGAGUGGGACGCCACGGGUGGCAAGGUGCAGGACGUCAAGGCGCGCGAGAAGGACGGCAAGGGCAGGACGGCCUCACCUGCCAACUCUCCUGCCAGGGUGGUGCAGUCGCCCAAGAGGAUGCCCUCGGGGCGUGGGGGCAGAGAUCGCUUCACUGCCGAGUCCUACACGGUUCUAGGUGACACGCUGAUCGAUGGGGACGACCACUACUGGGAGGUGCGGUACGACCGGGACAGCAAAGCUUUCGGCGUGGGGGUGGCAUAUCGCAGCCUGGGCAAGUUCGAUCAGCUGGGCAAGACCUCGGCCUCCUGGUGCCUCCACCUCAACAACUGGCUGCAGGUCAGCUUCAGCGCCAAGCACGCCAACAAGGCCAAGGUGCUGGACGUGCCCGUGCCCGACUGCAUCGGCGUCUACUGCAACUUCCAUGAAGGGUUCCUGUCCUUCUACAACGCCAGGACCAAGCAGUUGCUCCACACCUUCAAGGCCAAGUUCACACAGCCGGUGCUGCCUGCCUUCACGGUCUGGUGCGGCAGCUUCCACGUCUCCUCGGGCCUGCAGGUGCCCAGCGCGGUGAAAUGCCUCCAGAAACGCAACAGCACGGCCAGCAGCUCCAACGCCAGCCUGCCCUAG